This is a messenger RNA of Acaromyces ingoldii, 7230 nucleotides long. Its product is annotated as putative PRP8-U5 snRNP protein, pre-mRNA splicing factor. The transcript is spliced from 2 exons. Gene Ontology annotation, cellular component: U5 snRNP; catalytic step 2 spliceosome. Gene Ontology annotation, biological process: mRNA splicing, via spliceosome; spliceosomal tri-snRNP complex assembly. Bases 42 to 7151 code for a protein of 2369 amino acids. The record is from RefSeq and is a predicted model, not a curated record. Gene Ontology annotation, molecular function: U2 snRNA binding; U5 snRNA binding; protein binding. NCBI's taxonomy places the organism in Eukaryota, Fungi, Basidiomycota, Exobasidiomycetes, Exobasidiales, Cryptobasidiaceae.
CAAUCCUUCUGGCAUCCACUCCCCGUCCGACACGCACAGGGAUGUCUGUCGCACCGCCGCCGGGCUUCAUGGCGCCCAACGGCAAUGUGCCGGCGUCGGCGUCGUCUUCGACGAUGACGGAGGACCAGCUCAAGGCCAAGGCGCGCAAGUGGCAGCAGGCCCAGUCGCGCCGCUUUGGCGACCGCCGAGGCAAGACGGCCUUUGUCGACACGGGCAAGCAGGAGCUGCCGCCAGAGCAUGUCCGCAAGAUCAUCAAGGACCAUGGUGACAUGAGCAACCGCAAGUACCGCAACGACAAGCGCGUCCACCUCGGUGCGCUCAAGUACGUGCCCCAUGCCAUGAUGAAGCUCAUGGAAAAUAUCCCCAUGCCCUGGGAGCAAAUUCGAGAGGUGCCGGUCGUCUACCACAUCACGGGAGCAAUUACCUUUGUCAAUGAGAUUCCGAGAGUCAUUGAGCCAGUCUACCACGCUCAGUGGGCGGCCAUGUGGUUGGCGAUGCGGAGGGAGAAGCGCGAUCGGAGGCAUUUCAAGAGGAUGCGCUUCCCGCCCUUUGAUGAUGAGGAGCCGCCGCUCGACUAUGGCGACAACAUCUUGGACGUUGAGCCCCUCGAGGCCAUUCAGCUGGAGCUCGACGAGGAGGAGGACGAGGCGAUUAUUGACUGGUUCUACGACUAUAAGCCUUUGGCAGACGAGCCAAAGUACGUCAAUGGACCCUCAUACCGCUUCUGGUCGCUCGAUCUGCCGCAGAUGGCUGCGCUGCAUCGGCUCGGAAAGACGUUGCUCUCCGACUUCACCAGCGGUGACCGAAACUACUUUUACCUCUUUGACAAGAAGAGCUUCCUCUCCGCCAAGGCACUCAACGUGGCCAUUCCUGGUGGCCCGAAGUUUGAGCCGCUGUUCAAGGACGUCGAGAACUUUGACGAGGACUGGACAGAGUUCAACGACUUGCGGAAAGUCAUCAUCCGGCAGCAGAUCAGAACUGAGUACAAGAUCGCCUUCCCCCAUCUGUACAACAGCCGGCCGAGGUCGGUGCACAUCACCGCCUACCACGAGCCCAAGAAUGUCUACAUCCGGACCGACGACCCAGACCUGCCGUGCUUCUACUUUGACCCUGUCAUCAAUCCGAUUUCGUCCCGUGGGCUCGGUAACCUGGACAAGUUCCGCGAGCACUUUGACGACGGUGAACCCGUCGUCAAUCACGAAGACGCCGUCUUUGGCGAGGGCGUCGAGGGCGAUGACGAGCUGCCCGACGAGGUGGCCUUCAGUCUCCCGGAAAACGUCGAGCCGUUCCUGCAGGACAAAGAGCUGGAGAAUGAUCUGACAGCGGAUGCAAUUGCACUCUGGUGGGCCGCGCCUCCUUACAAUGUUCGCAGCGGCAAGACAAAGAGGGCGCUGGACGUACCGCUCAUCAACUCGUGGUACCUGGAGCACUGCCCGCCAGGCCAGCCAGUCAAGACUCGCGUCUCCUACCAAAAGCUUCUCAAGCGCUACGUGGCAAACUGCCUGCAGUCAAGACCACCGAAAGCAGGUACGAAAAAGUACCUGCUGCGACAACUCAAGGGCACCAAAUUCUUCCAGACGACGACGCUCGACUGGGUCGAGGCAGGCUUGCAGGUCGUGAGGCAAAGCUUCAACAUGUUGAACCUCCUCAUUCACCGAAAGGGUCUCCACUACCUCCAUCUCGACUACAACCUCAAUCUGAAACCAGUCAAGACACUGACGACAAAAGAGCGCAAGAAGUCUCGAUUCGGCAAUGCCUUCCACCUCGUCCGUGAGCUCGGUCGGUUAGUCAAGAUUGUCGUUGACUCCUUUGUCAUGUACCGACUCGGCAACGUCGACGCUUUUCAGCUUGCUGAUGGUCUUCAGUACACGUUCAAUCACGUCGGCACCUUGACCGGCAUGUACCGGUACAAGUACAAGCUGAUGCAUCAGAUCCGCGCAUGCAAGGACCUGAAGCACGUCAUCUACCACCGCUUCAACUCGGGUCCCGUUGGUAAGGGCCCCGGUGUCGGCUUCUGGGCUCCCUCGUGGCGUGUCUGGAUGUUCUUCUUCCGCGGUAUCGUGCCGCUGCUCGAGCGGUGGCUGGGUAAUCUCCUCGCGCGUCAAUUCGAGGGAAGGAACUCCAAGAACAUGAGCAGCACGAUCACCAAGCAGCGAGUCGAGUCGCACUACGAUCUCGAGCUUCGUGCGGCAGUCAUGUCGGACCUGCUCGACAUGUUGCCCGAGGGCAUGAAGAAUAACAAGGCAAAGACGUGCUUGAGCCAUCUGUCCGAGGCAUGGCGCUGCUGGAAAGCCAACGUGCCCUGGAAGGUGCCUGGCAUGCCGACGGCGAUUGAAAAUCUCAUCCUGCGCUAUGUCAAGAGCAAGGCCGACUGGUGGACAUCCGUGGCCCAUUACAACCGAGAGCGAAUCCGCAGAGGCGCUACGGUUGACAAGACGGUGGCGAGAAAGAACCUGGGUCGUCUUACGCGGCUCUAUCUCAAGGCGGAACAGGAACGUCAGAACUCCUACUUGAAGGAUGGACCCUACAUUACGUCAGAGGCCGCGGUCGCCAUCUACACGUCGACUGUGCACUGGCUCGAGUCGCGCCGCUUCCAGCCGAUUCCCUUCCCCUCGCUCAACUUCAAGCACGACACCAAGCUCUUGGUGCUGGCGUUGGAGAAGCUCAAGGAGGCAUACAGUGUCAAGGGUCGUCUUAACCAGAGCCAACGAGAAGAGCUGGCGCUCGUUGAGCAAGCCUUUGACAAUCCGCACGAGACGCUUGCACGCAUCAAGAGGUUGAUGCUGACGCAGAGGGCUUUCAAGGAGGUCGGCCUCGAGUUCUACGAUACCUACGCGCAGAUCAUUCCCGUCUAUGACAUUGAGCCUCUGGAAAAGAUUACCGACGCCUACCUCGACCAGUACCUCUGCUAUGAGGCUGACAAACGCCAGCUUUUCCCGCCGUGGAUUAAGCCUGGCGACUCAGAGCCGGCACCUCUGCUUGUGUACAAAUGGUGCAACGCCGUUAACAAUCUCCACGAUGUGUGGGAGACGGCCAACGGCGAGACCAAUGUCAUGAUGGAGACGCAGCUUAGUCGCGUCUACGAAAAGGUCGAUUUGACUCUGCUCAACAGGCUUUUGCGUCUCAUCAUGGACGCUAACCUGGCGGACUACAUCACGUCGAAGCAGAACAUCUCCAUCGUGUUCAAGGACAUGGCGCACAUCAAUACCUACGGCAUGAUCCGCGGGCUUCAGUUCUCCGGCUUCGUGUUCCAGUACUACGGCCUCGUGCUGGACCUGUUGAUCUUGGGUCUGGAGCGCGCCUCGGAGCUGGCUGGGCCUCCACAGAUGCCCAAUGGCUUCUGCCAGUUCAAGGAUACCGCUACCGAGACAAAGCAUCCGAUCCGCCUCUACUGUCGCUUCGUUGAUCGCAUCCACAUCAUGUUCCGCUUCACGGCCGAAGAGUCGCGCGACCUCAUCCAGCGCUACCUGGCAGCGAACCCGGAUCCGACGAACAGCAACUAUAUCGGCUACAACAACAAGCGCUGCUGGCCGAAGGAUCUGCGGAUGCGUCUCGUCAAGCACGAUGUCAACCUUGGGCGAGCCGUAUUUUGGUCCAUCAAAAACAGACUGCCACGGUCCUUGACGACGAUCGAGUUUGAGGAUUCGUUCGUUAGCGUCUAUUCCAAGGACAAUCCGAACCUCCUCUUCAGCAUGCAGUUCUUCGAGAUCAGAAUCCUGCCCAAGAUUCGGCAGGGCGAUGUGAACACCGACCACGAAGGUGUUUGGUCGCUCGUCAACAGUGGUUCGGGCGAGCGCACCGCUCAAGCUUUCAUCCGCGUGUCCGACGAGGGCAUCGGCAACUUCAGCAACAGAGUCAGACAGGUUCUCAUGGCGGCUGGUGCGACGACCUUCUCGAAGAUUGCCAACAAGUGGAACACGACGAUUAUCGCGCUCGUCACAUACUAUCGCGAAGCCGUCGUCACGACUCCGGAGCUCCUUGACCUCAUCGUCAAAGCCGAGAACAAGGUGCAGACAAGAGUCAAGCUUGGCCUGAACUCCAAGAUGCCAAGUCGUUUCCCUCCCGUGGUCUUCUACAGUCCCAAGGAACUCGGUGGCCUCGGUAUGAUCUCGAUGGCACACGUGCUCAUCCCGACGGCGGAUCUCAAGUACUCCAGGCAGACAUCCGAAGGUGGUUUGACGCACUUCCGGAGCGGUAUGACGGCGCAGGAGGACUGCCUUAUCCCCAAUCUGUACCGGUACAUCAUUCCUUGGCAGUCCGAGUUUGCCGACAGCGCUCGCGUUUGGUCCGAAUACGCUCAGAAGCGCAAGGAGGCUGCCCAGCAGUCUCGGCGCAUCACGCUCGAGGACGUCGAGGAUUCAUUCGAUCGCGGUAUUCCUCGAAUCUCGACGUUGUUCCAGAAGGACCGCACGAUUCUGUCGUACGACAAGAUGCACCGUCUCCGGCAGUACUUCACUCAGUACCAGAUUCUCAAGUCGAACGACUACCGCUGGACCAACCAGAGGCACGAUGGAAAAUUGUGGAACCUGAACUCGGCCCGUGUUGACAUGAUCGCAGCCUUGGGUGGUGUCGAGACGAUCCUGGAGCACACCCUCUUCAGCGGCACGGGUCAUCCUACUUGGGAGGGUCUGUUCUGGGAGAAGUCGUCGAGCUUCGAAGAGAGUAUGCAGUCCAAGAGGCUGACCAAUGCCCAGAGGAGUGGUCUCAACCAGAUUCCCAAUCGUCGAUUCAGCCUGUGGUUCUCGCCCACGCUCAACCGAAGCUCCGUCUACGUUGGUUUCCAGGUCCAGCUGGAUCUCACUGGCAUCUUCAUGCACGGCAAGCUGCCAGUGCUCAAGAUCUCCUACAUCCAGCUCUUCCGAGCCCACUUGUGGCAGAAGAUCCACGAGAGCGUCGUCAUGGACUUGUGUCAGGUCUUUGACCAGGAACUCGAGGCACUGCAGAUCGAGACGGUCCAAAAGGAGACGAUCCACCCGCGAAAGUCCUACAAGAUGAACGCCAGUAGUGCUGACGUGGUCCUCUUCAGCUCGUACAAGUGGCCCAUGAGCCGUCCUUCGCUCUUGACCGAUUCGCGCGACGUGCUUGACAACUCGAGCUCAGCAAAGUGGUGGCUCGACGUCCAGCUUCGUUGGGGAGAUUACGAUAUGAACGACGUGGAGCGAUAUUCGCGCGCCAAGUUCCUCGACUACACGAGCGAUUCGACCUCGAUCUACCCAUGCGCUACGGGUGCGCUGCUGGCCAUCGACCUCUGCUACAACAGGUACUCGGGUUACGGCAACUGGUUCCCGGGCUCCAAGCCUCUGAUUCAGCAAGCCAUGGCCAAGAUCAUGAAGGCCAAUCCGGCGCUGUACGUCCUGCGCGAGCGAAUUCGCAAGAGCUUACAGCUGUACAGUUCCGAGCCUACGGAGCCGUACCUCAGCUCGGGCAAUUACGCUGAGUUGUUCUCCAACCAAGUGAUCUGGAUGGUCGACGACACCAACGUCUAUCGAGUCACUAUCCACCGCACGUUCGAGGGCAACCUGGUCACAAAGCCGAUCAAUGGUUGCAUCUUCAUCUUGAACCCGCGAACGGGCCAGCUCUUCCUCAAGAUUAUCCACACAUCCGUCUGGGCCGGCCAGAAGCGUCUCGGUCAACUUGCCAAGUGGAAGACGGCCGAAGAAGUGGCGGCUCUCGUUCGCUCUCUGCCCGUUGAGGAGCAGCCCAAGCAGGUCAUUGUGACCCGAAAGGGUAUGCUUGAUCCUCUUGAGGUCCACCUGCUCGAUUUCCCCAAUAUCGUCAUCAAGGGAUCUGAGCUGCAGCUGCCCUUCCAGGCUUGUCUUAAGCUGGAAAAGUUCGGAGAUCUGAUCCUACGAGCCACGCAGCCCCAGAUGGUCCUCUACAGCCUCUACGACGACUGGCUCAAGAGCAUUUCAUCCUACACGGCGUUCUCCCGGUGCAUCCUGCUCCUUCGUGCCCUCCACGUCAACCAAGAGAAGGCCAAGAUCAUCCUUCGACCCAACAUCUCGACGGUCACGGAGCCUCAUCACAUAUGGCCGACCCUUUCGGAUGACGAAUGGAUCAAGGUCGAGAUUGCACUUCGUGACUUGAUCUUGACCGACUAUGGAAAGCGCAAUUCGGUCAACGUGGCCUCGCUCACAUCGUCGGAAAUUCGAGACAUCAUCCUCGGUGCUGAGAUUCAAGCGCCGUCUGUGCAACGCCAGCAGAUGGCUGAGAUCGAAAAGAGCGCAGAGGCGGCACAGCAGGUCACGGCAACCCAGACGCGCACGACGAACAUCCAUGGCGACGAGAUCCAGACAGUGACGACGACCCAGUACGAAAACCAGGUCUUCUCGUCGAAGAGCGACUGGCGCAUCCGAGCACUCUCUGCGACCAACUUGCCGCUGCGAUGCCAGCACCUGUAUGUGUCCAACGAGGAUGUGCGUGAGGAUGCGGGUGCCUUGACGUACGUCAUGCCCAAGAAUGUCCUCAAGACAUUCAUUGUCAACUCGGACCUUCGGACGCAGGUCGUUGGUCUGCUCUACGGUGCUUCACCGUCGGAUGCGCCCUCGGUCAAGGAGAUCAAGUGCAUCGUCUGGGUACCGCAGCGGGGCAGCAACAACGGCGUCGAGAUGCCGGGCGAUCUUCCCAAGCACGACUAUAUGCUCGCUGGACUGGAGCCUCUGGGACGAAUCAAGACGCAGAGCUUGGACCUUCCUCACCUCAGUGCGCCCGACGUUGUCUCGCACGCGCGUCUGAUGGCCCAGCACGAGGAGUGGGGCGCAAGCAGCAUCACGCUGACGUGCGCCUUCACGCCCGGCUCCGUCUCUUUGUCUGCCUAUUCUCUCUCCGUUCAAGGCUUCGAGUGGGGUCGCAAGGCGACAGCCAUCGAUGCGGCAGGCAAUCCGCAAGGCUUCAACCCCAACGGCUCGGCCGACCGCGUCCAGCUGCUGCUCUCUGACCGAAUCCUUGGCACAACGCUUGUGCCAGUCGACCGUGUGUGGAACUAUGGCCUUUCACUCAGUGCAACGUGGACGCCGACCAUGAAGACACAGUAUACCGUCGACCGGCCGCCGUCCUUCUGGGACGAGAUGCACCACUCGCACGUUUUCCUCAGCUUCACUGACAACGACGAUGCGCUUGAGGGCGCAGACGUUGAAAAUCCUCUGGAAUAGGCUGCUUCCUUCUCUUUCCCUUUGCAUUUUGUAUCAUCAUGAAUUGAAUGAAUUAUCGAAAAGUCCAGUACUCUUGUAG